This is a messenger RNA of Drosophila subobscura, 1604 nucleotides long. Its product is annotated as probable cytochrome P450 4ac1. The transcript is spliced from 5 exons. The record is from RefSeq and is a predicted model, not a curated record. Gene Ontology annotation, molecular function: heme binding; monooxygenase activity; oxidoreductase activity, acting on paired donors, with incorporation or reduction of molecular oxygen. NCBI's taxonomy places the organism in Eukaryota, Metazoa, Arthropoda, Insecta, Diptera, Drosophilidae. Bases 57 to 1589 code for a protein of 510 amino acids.
CACAGAUUAGAGCUGAAUCUGUGAGGCAGCCGCAGUUCUCUCUCCGCUACAGAAAAAUGCUUGAAAUUCUGCUCGGUAUACCGCUGAUUGUGCUCCUCUGCUAUGUCCUGCUGCGGCGUCUCAAUCGCAGGUACUUUGUACUGAGUCUAUGCAAACGAUUCCAAACAGAGGAUGGCAGUGCGCUGGAGAGUAAAAUAGCUGUAAUGCCGGGUCGGACGCGGUUCGGCAAUAAUUUUGAUCUGCUCAACUUUACGCCGUCUACUGUGUUCAAUUUUAUGCGCGAUUCGUGUGCCAAUGCCCGGGGACGCAACUAUUUGUGGUACUUCUUCCUCGUGCCCAUGUACAAUGUGAUUAGAGCCGAGGAGGCCGAGGAGAUAUUCCAGAGCACCAAGCUAUUGACAAAGAACGUUGUUUAUGAUCUACUUCGACCCUUCCUGGGCGAAGGUCUGCUGACCAGCACAGAUCAAAAAUGGCACGCCAGACGCAAGGCUUUGACUCCUGCCUUUCAUUUCAAUGUGCUGCAAUCCUUUUUGACCAUUUUCAAGGAAGAGUGCCACAAGCUGGUCAAAGUGCUGCAUGAGAGUGUGGAGGCCGAGGUGUUGGUGCUGAAUCAAGUCAUUCCGCAGUUCACUUUGAAUAAUAUUUGCGAAACCGCUCUUGGCGUCAAGCUGGAUGACAUGGCCGAGGGCUACCAAUAUCGCGAAUCGAUCCAUGCCAUCGAAGCGGUCAUCCUGCAACGCAUUUGCAAUCCUUUUCUGUACAAUCGUUUGUACUUUUAUCUCUACGGCGACUAUCGCAAGCACGUAGACAACCUAAAGAUAGCCCACGACUUCUCCAGCAGCAUCAUCGAGCGCAGGCGGCGGGAUUUCAAGCGCAAGGAACUCGGAGUUGUGGAUGAUUUUGGCAAGAAGCAGCGGUAUGCCAUGCUGGACACGCUCCUGGCGGCUGAAGCUGAUGGACAGAUCGAUCAUCAGGGCAUAUGCGAUGAGGUGAACACCUUCAUGUUCGAGGGAUACGACACCACCUCCACGUGCCUCAUCUUCACUCUGCUGAUGUUGGCCCUGCAUGAAGAUGUACAGGAGAAAUGCCUGGAGGAGGUGUCUGGGCUCCCCGAGGACACGGAUUCCAUCAGCGUGUUUGAGUUCAAUGAACUUGUGUUCCUCGAGUGUGCCAUCAAGGAAUCCCUGCGCAUGUUUCCCUCGGUUCCCUUCAUUGGCCGUCAGUGCAUGGAGGAGUGUGUUGUGAAUGGACUGGUCAUGCCGAAGGAUACACAAAUCAACAUUCACAUCUACGACAUUAUGAGGGAUCUACGACACUUUCCCAACCCAAAUGAAUAUCAACCAGAGAGAUUCCUGCCCGAGAACACAGUGGAUCGACAUCCCUUCGCCUUUGUGCCCUUCAGUGCCGGACAAAGGAACUGCAUUGGGCAAAAGUUUGCCAUCCUGGAGAUGAAAGUUCUGCUGGUCGCAGUUUUAAGGAACUUUAAGAUUCUACCCGUAACUCGAUUGGAGGAUCUAACAAUUGAGAAUGGCAUAGUGUUGAGAACACAGCAAAAGGUGAAAGUUCAAUUGGUGAAGCGGGUGGAAUAAAAAUGUUGUUAUGAA